Haliotis rufescens (red abalone) is the source of this 706-nucleotide messenger RNA. Its product is annotated as kielin/chordin-like protein. NCBI's taxonomy places the organism in Eukaryota, Metazoa, Mollusca, Gastropoda, Lepetellida, Haliotidae. The record is from RefSeq and is a predicted model, not a curated record. Bases 57 to 518 code for a protein of 153 amino acids. The transcript has 3 exons.
AGUUUCCUUAUAGCGACAAUAGCGAGGGAGCAGGCUGAACACCUUGUCGUAUAACCAUGCUUACUUUAAUCGUCGUUGCUGUGGUCUGCGUUGGAGGCGUGGCGGGAGGCUGUCCCUUCAGAGACGGCAACGUGGAGGAAGGGUUCACGAUAACAUCCGGGUGUCUCACUUGCACGUGCGGUUCAGAUGAUAUGUACAUCUGUAGUUACCCGGAAUGCAAUUUUACAGAGACCGCCAAUCCGUGUCUCCGGUAUUCAAGCGGAUGUUGCGCAGAAUGCCUGGAAUACGGCUGUUACAACCAGUACUUCCGGGGAGACAGCUCUUUGGUCCCACUCGGCCUCGUGCCACAUCCAACUGACCCAUGCGUCACCUGCACGUGCAACCUUGGACACGGUGAGGUCAUCUGCCGUUCCGUCAUGUGCGAGAGGCCGAAAUGUGCCAAUUUCCGACGUCGGCCGGGCUUUUGCUGCGAGUAUGACUGCCCGGAUGAUAUCAACUAUGAUACUGGGGCUCCCUAAAGUUGAAGGUCUAUACAAGACCCCAGGAGCAUAUGUUUGCGCAUCUUCAUGACAGUAUUAAGAACCAUCUGCUGACGUCAGUUUUCAAUGGUUGUUUGGAUUUUGUUGGAAGAAAAACUGUUUAUUUGCAUUUUAAAUUGUUUUUGUUAACUGUAACUAUUCUGAGUAAUAAUAAACUCUAAAUACUC